AAGUUCGUACAAACCGGAAACGGAAAUUUGGGUACUACGCUGUCGAAACAUAGCAUUUUGAUGCUAUCACUCCCAUCAGGCUUAGUGAUUUCCUUAAAUUGACCUCACGAUAAUUGUAGAGUUUUUUUCGUGUUUGUGUUUGCUAAAGCAAGCAAUACAAAUACGUAAUGUGUUAGCCGCUUUGCUACAUAGCGUCAAGUACUAGGCUAACGUUAGCUUGGCCGUUGCUGUUUCUUUGUUGACGUCUGGCUGCAAAGAAAAAUUUGAAGGUGUCAGCCACUGUUCGAGGCACUGAGUGAUUAUGGCCGACCCUGCACGGAUCAAACCUGAGGAUAAAUCUGACAGGACGACUUCUCCUACCGAGGAGCAUCCAAAAUCCGAGGAAAAUGAAGAUGUACCUGUCGCAGCAAAGACCACACAUGACAACAAAGAGUCGUCCUCGCAAGAUCAGAACAAACCGGAGGUUAAACCUGAAACAACACCUGGAGAAGAUGAGGAAGAAGGAACCUCUGGCCAGCCUCCUUCCAAAAGACUGAAGGUGGAACCAGAGAAGAAGAAGGAGAAGCGCCACAAGGUUGAUGAAGAUGAAAUACAAAAGAUGCAGGUUUUGGUGUCGUCCUUUUCUGAAGAGCAGCUGAAUCGCUAUGAGAUGUACAGACGUUCUGCCUUCCCUAAGGCUGCUAUUAAGAGGCUAAUCCAGUCCAUAACAGGAUCAUCAGUGUCCCAGAAUGUAGUGAUUGCCAUGUCUGGUAUUGCCAAGGUUUUUGCAGGGGAAAUUGUUGAGGAAGCACUGGAUGUUUGUGAGAAGUGGGGAGAUACACCACCUCUUCAGCCCAAACAUAUGAGGGAAGCAGUGAGGAGGCUGAAGAGCCGAGAUCAGAUUCCCAACACCAAGCAUAAGAACACACUCUUUCACUGAGGUACCACUGUUUUACACUGUAUGGGGAUGAUGUAGACAGAAGACUGCCUGUGAUUAUAACGUGGUGCCAUCAAAUUGGGAAAUCUUGUCACGAAACCGCUGUAACCAUACUGCAGCCAGUCAGGCACAGAUUAUUCUCUACUUCCUGACCAAGUUCAGUAUUGACUGUGGUAUUGAAGAAUGGCCAAGGCAGCUGCGAAAUACAAUCCAAACUGUUGCAGCAGAAAAGUAGACCUGACAUUUGCCAAUAAUCGUUAAGGUAAACACUUGAUGUAACAAACAGUUCAAAUGGUGUAAAAUUAUAUUCAUGUAUUAUGGUUGUAAAUACAGUUUUAUACUUCAAAA
Molecule: messenger RNA, 1264 nt
Organism: Xiphias gladius (swordfish)
Lineage: Eukaryota; Metazoa; Chordata; Actinopteri; Istiophoriformes; Xiphiidae
Gene: taf11
Product: TAF11 RNA polymerase II, TATA box binding protein (TBP)-associated factor
Exons: 6
Coding region: 302-919 (205 amino acids)
Biological process (GO): RNA polymerase II preinitiation complex assembly; transcription initiation at RNA polymerase II promoter
Cellular component (GO): nucleus; transcription factor TFIID complex
Molecular function (GO): protein heterodimerization activity; transcription coactivator activity
Source: RefSeq, a predicted model, not a curated record